AUGGAGCACCCGUGGCGACAAGUGGGGGCAGAUUUGUUCCACAUGGAGGGACAAAAUUUUCUGCUGCGUGUGGACUACCAUUCACGCUACCUGGAAGUCAUCACGCUACGCAACACUUCCAGCCAGGCGAUGAUUUCGGCUAUCACGAGUGUCAAGGUUCGAUUCGGCAUACCGGAAGUGCUCCGAAGUGAUAAUGGACCGCAGUUUUCGUCAUACGUGUUUGCAAGUUUUGCGAAAAACUAUGGGUUCAGUCACGUUACUAGCACUCCCGGUUACCCCCAGUCAAACGGUGCAGUAGAACGGGCAGUGCACACUGUGAAGGAUCUUUUCCGCAAGAGCAAUGACUGCUUCCUGGCACUGGUAGCUUAUCGCGACAGUGAUGCUUAUGAUGGUAGCUUAUCAAAACAGUGA
Molecule: messenger RNA, 411 nt
Organism: Dermacentor silvarum
Lineage: Eukaryota; Metazoa; Arthropoda; Arachnida; Ixodida; Ixodidae
Exons: 1
Coding region: 1-411 (136 amino acids)
Biological process (GO): DNA integration
Molecular function (GO): nucleic acid binding
Source: RefSeq, a predicted model, not a curated record